AUGAGAUCAGAUGAUGGAUUGUAUUUUGGUAUGGAUAUGAAAAUAUUUCAAAAGAAAGUUUACAAUUUUCUUGAACGACCUAGUCGUGGUUGGAUUUGUUUUGCCUAUCAUUUUUUGGUGUUUCUUAUUGUUCUUUCCUGUUUGGUCAUCGGUGUUAUAUGUACCAUAGGUGAAUAUGAAGAAAAAAUAACACAAAAAUUUAUUUAUGUGGAAAUUUGUUUGGUAAUUUUCUUUGCAUCGGAAUAUGUUAUACGUGUAUGGUCAGCGGGUUGCCGUGCUAAAUUUAAAGGUUGGAUUGGAAGGUUUCAUUUUAUGAGAACACCAAUUAGUUUGAUUGAUUUAUUUGUUGUUUUUGCUUCAUCGAUUGUUAUUGGAUUUCAUAUUACGGGUCGAAUCAGUUCAACGAAUCCAGUGAUGGCAGCAUCGCCAGCACUUCGAAUAAUUCGUUUUUUCCAAAUUUUACGCAUGUUACAUGUUGAUCGUAAAGCACAUUCAUGGAAACUUCUUCUUAAUGUAGCAUAUCUUCAUCGAAUUGAAUUAAUUACAACAAUGUAUAUGGGUUUUAUUGUACUUAUUAUUACGUCGUAUUUAGUUUAUUUGGCUGAACGAGAUUAUAUUAUAGAAGGAAAGAAACCAUUUGAAUCUUAUGCUGAUGCACUUUGGUUUGGUAUUGUAACCGUUGCUACAAUUGGAUAUGGAGAUCGUGUGCCACAUACAUGGGCAGGACGAAUUGUAACAGCUUGUUUAUCUAUGAUUGGUAUUGCUUUUUUUAGUUUACCAGCAGGCAUUUUAGGAUCUGGUUUUGCUUUACAUGUUCAACAAAAAGAAAAACAAAAAAUGUAUCAUAAACAAUAUCCAGCUGCAGCACAAUUAAUUCAAACAGCAUGGCGUAUGUAUGCAACCAGUCGUCCUCAACAAGAUAAUGCAACAUGGCGUCUCUAUAAACUUAUUGAUCCUACUUUUGCUGAAAAAAUGAUAUCAAGAUCACGUUAUAAUUCCUUACUUCGACGACGAUCUGCUGCUCAUAAUUUUGGUGAUCAAUCAUCAUUGGAUAGUUCACCGUUAGCAAAUAAGAUAGGAAUAGAUCAGUUACCAGAAAAAUUUAAACAAGCUAUUCGUGUUAUGCGACGAAUGAAAUUUUUUGUUGCACGUCGAAAAUUUCAGGAAGCAAGAAAACCAAGUGAUAUGACAGAACUUGUUAAACAAACAGCUGAAGAUAAUCAAGCAUUAAUGAUAAGAUUAAAAGAUUUACAACGAAAACUUGAUGCAACACUUGGUUAUGUACCUUCAUCACGUGAUAAUACGAUAUCAUCACGUACGAAUCAAAAUAGUUUUGUAUCACGAUAUCGUGUAAAUCGUUCAUCUAGUCAAACUCGUAGUGGUCAAACAACUGUUCUUGAACAUUUACAAAUGUUUAAUGAACGUUUAACAUCAGUUGAACAACAAAUGAACUCUAUGACAAAUUUAUUACAACACAUUGAUGAUCGAAUAAGUCAGUUGAAUAAAAGCUGA
Messenger RNA from Rotaria sp. Silwood1, 1512 nucleotides. The record is from the annotation of a GenBank genome assembly. Lineage: Eukaryota; Metazoa; Rotifera; Eurotatoria; Philodinida; Philodinidae.